AUGGCGGUGAAGGACAAGCUGGAAGCGGUGCUGAACGUGGGUCUGCGGGUCCCCAGCAUCAUGCUGCUGGAGGUACUCUACCGCUGGGACGUCAGCUCCUUCUUCCAGAAGAUCCAGAGGAGCAGCCUCAACAACAACCCUCUCUUCCAGUACAAGUACCUGGCUCUCUACCUGCACUAUGUAGGUCAGUACCCCACACACACUCCUCACCUCGUUCAGUGCUACUGCAAUUGGUCAUGCCACUUCUGCUGCCCUGUUAAGUUCUCAUUUAUAGCACCCUUGUACAUUUUUAAACAGCACAUUUUGACAAAUGCACCCAUACACUUACAAUACAUUUCUAGUGGUCCAUCUUAUGAUAAAUUUAUUUUAAAUAGGUUUUCCCCCAAGUAAAUUGUAAAGUUACAUGCUUACUAAUUAAUUUAAUGAAUGUCAGAUUAGUUGUGAAUUUUCUCAGCCAUUACAAAAGUUUGCACUUUCCUUUUUUGAGUGGCAAAGAAAAUUUGCAUGAACUGUUAAAGGGACAGUGCAGUUAAUGUGAUUUUUCCUUAAAAAUAAAUAAAUAUAUAUUUCCACAGUGAGGUCGAAAUAACACUGAAAUUGUGGAAAUGAUGAUAAUUCCCAUUUUGUGUAAGAGCUAUUUGAAGAAGAAAAUAAAUGCUUGGAAUUUCAGCAUGUAAAGAUGGGAUGGAGUUUUUUGCCCAGAUCACGAUGUCACAAUCGGAUCUUAUUAUAAUAGACCGAUGAUCGUUCAGGGGUGGGCUCUAAACCAUCCUAUCAGCCAAUCAGGGCUGUAAAUAUCUUCACAUUUGUUCUUCUAACACCCACACGAUCAGACAGCAUUUCAAGGGCCAAAGGAGGCUCGGGGAAAUGAAUGAUAGAAAAUAUAUUUUGAAAUUAUUUUCAUUCAAUAAACAGUGAUUUAUUAGACAUACAGUGGUGAUUUAAAAAGACUGCAUGGGGGCUUUAACUUUUGCUUUGCACCUCAGGGUAGAUUAACUCUCCAGUGACAUUGUGAAGAAUAAAUAAAAAUUCAUAACGAACACUGUACACCACGAUGAUAUCCAAAUUACCAAAUGGGGACAAACAGGCUUGCUGUGUUAGCCAGUAGUUCAGCACUUCAGGCAAAAUAAUGUAUCGCUAAUGUUCCCUCACCUGGAAAAUUACUGCAGUUGUAGCCUAUAACUAGGACCCAGUUUUUCAUGCUUGGGCCUCAUGCAUAUUCAUGUAAUUUAUGGGAUACAUUAGUAUGAUUUAAGUUCAACUUAGCAGUUUUCAACAUACUCAGUCUUGAAUUGUCUUGCUUUACGUUUUUUAAAUGCUUCUAGGUUAUUCAAAGCUAAGACGGGGAAAAAAAUCAAUGACACAAAGGAUAAGGACUGACAUUGUUUGUACUCAGCGUUUGCUUCAUGACUGUAGAUGUCUAUGAUUCAUGUUGUGAGCAUCUCCUCUCUGCAAUUUAUAUGGGUGAAAUGUUGUAUUCAUAAUGGCACAUUAAUAUGGACACACACAGUACUGCUACUGAUCCAGUAUGGAUAUGCUCUGCUUGAGUGGGCCUGGCCUUUACUAAAACCUCAGUGGAGGUAGGGCUCCAAAUCUCAUAUCACUUGUCAGGGGCAAGUAAAAUGAAAAAUGUUGGACAAGCAUAAUAUAGAUUUUUAAAUCACAAUAUCAAACAAUUUACUCAGAUCAUAAUUGGAUCAGUGUCCUCCAGAUGCGAUGUGUUGCUCACUUUUCUUCCAAUUUCUGCAGCGUGCAUUGGAGCAGAAUUGUAUUGCGUUGAUGGGCGGUCUUUCAAUCGUGUGUAGCCACGUGUGCACGUGUUGAUAUUCCUUGCUAGUUAGUAAGUUAUUUGACCAGUUAUAGGUUAUUUUUUGUCAGAAAACUGAGUUCGUACCGUCUUGAAAAUCCUGGAAAAGUCAUGGUGUGUGUGAAUCUGCGUACAGUGCCAUCAUUUACAUUUUAGUCAUUUAGCAGACGCUCUUAUCCAGAGCGACUUACAGUUAGUGAGUGCAUACAUUUUGAUACUGGCCCCCCGUGGGAAAUGAACCCACAACCCUGGCGUUGCAAGCGCCAUGCUCUACCAACUGAGCUACAGGGGACAUCAGAAAGUUUUCAUACCCCUUGACUUAUUCCAUAAUUUGUUACAGCGUGAAUUCUAAAUGGAUCUUCUCACCCAUAUACACACAAUACCCCAUGACAGUGAAAACAAUAUUUUUAGACAUUUUUGCAAAUGUAUUGAAAAUGAAAUACGGCGAUCUCAUUUACUUAACUAUUCACACCCCUGAGUCAAUACAUGUUAGAAUCACCUUUGGCAGCGACUACUGCCGAGUGUCUUUCUGGGCAAGUCUAAGCUUUGCACACCUGGAUUGUACAAUACUUGCACAUUAGUCUUUUUAUUUAUUUUCUAUUCUUCAAGCUCUGACAAGUUGGUUGUUGAUCAUUGAUAGACAGCCAUUUUCAAGUCUUGCCAUAGAUUUUCAAGUAGAUUUAAGUCAACUGUAACUAGGCCACUCAGGAACAUUCAAUGUCGUCUUGGUAAGCAACUCCAGUGUAUAUUUGACCUUGUGUUUUAGGUUAUUGUCCUGCUGAAAGGUGAAUUAGAAAGGUCUGUUAGAAAGCAGACUGAACCAGGUUUUCCUCUAGGAUUUUGCCUGUGCUUAGCUCUAUUCCGUUAAUUUUUAUCCUAAAUAACUCCCCAGUCCUUGCCGAUGACAAGCAUACUGAUAACAUGAUGCAGCCACCACCAUGCUUGAAAAUAUAAAGAGUUGUACUCCGUGACGUGUUGUGUUGGAUUUGCCCCAAACAUAACGCUUUUUAUUCAGGACAUAAAGUUAAUUUCUUUGCCACCUUUUUUUCCCUUCUGUACAGGCUUCCUUUUCACUCUGUCAUUUAGGUUAGUAUUGUGGAGUAACUACAAUGUUGAUCCAUACUCAGUUUUCUCCUAUCACAUCCAUUAAACUCUUUAACUGUUUUAAAGUCACCAUUGGCCCCAUGGUGAAAUCUCUGAGCGGUUUCCUUACACUCCGGCAACUGAGUUAGGAAGGACGCCUGUAUCUUUGUAGUGACUGAGUGUGUUGAUACAGCAUCCAAAGUGUAAUUAAUAACUUCACCAUGCUCAAAGGGAUAUUCAAUGUCUGCUGUUUUAUUACGAAACUCAGCAUAAAAAGAAACGUCCUCUCACUGUCAGCUACGUUUAUUUUCAGCAAACUAAACAUGUGUAAAUAUUUGUUUGAACAUAACAAGAUUCAACAACUGAGACAUAAACUGAACAAGUUCCACAGACGUGACUAACAGAAAUUGGAUAAUGUGUCCCUGAACAAAGGGGGGGUCAAAACCAAAAGUAUCAGUCAGUAUCUGGUGUGGUCACCAGCUGCAUUAAGUACUGCAGUGCAUCUCUCCUCAUGGACUGCACCAGAUUUGCCUGUUCUUGCUGUGAGAUGUUACCCCACUCUUCCACCAAGGCACCUGCAAGUUCCCUGACAUUUCUGGGGGGAAUGGCCCUAGCCCUCACCCUCCGAUCCAACAGGUCCCAGUCUUGCUCAAUGGGAUUGAGAUCCGGGCUCUUCGCUGGCCAUGGCAGGACACUGACAUUCCUGUCUUGCAGGAAAUCACGCACAGAACGAGCAGUAUGGCUGGUGGCAUUGUCAUGCUGGAGGUUCAUGUCAGGAUGAGCCUGCAGGAAGGGCACAGCAUUGAGAUUGCCUGCAAUGACAACAAGCUCAGUCCGAUGAUGCUGUGACACACCGCCCCAGACCAUGACGGACCCUACACCUCCAAAUCGAUCCCGCUCCAGAGUACAGGCCUCAGUGUAACGCUCAUUCGUUCAAUGAUAAAUGCGAAUCCGACCAUCACCCCUGGUGAAACAAAACCGCGACUCGUCAGUGAAGAGCACUUUUUGCCAGUCCUGUCUGGUCCAGCGACGGUGGGUUUGUGCCCAUAGGCGACGUUGUUGCCGGUGAUGUCUGGUGAGGACCUGCCUUACAACGGGCUUGAAUAUGCAAAAAAGCCAAUAGGCAGAGGGUAGCCUAUAUUUUUUCGUCUGAUUCUCUGUUAAUAUAUGAUAAUUAAUUGUGAAGUGGUUCCUUGCAUCAGACAACCCAAUUUUCAGUUAACCUUUUGGCCCAUGCAUAGUGUUAGACUUUUAAAAAAGUAUUUUUGUUGUUGAGGCAAGUGACUUGAGCUUUCAGACAAACAAAAUCAGUCCUUGGCUGAUGCUUGUGUUUCAGACCAGAACAGAAGGGCAUGAGGUCAAUAGGAUGAUAAUUAAACAAUGCCGUAAUUAAAGCAUGACCUUAGGCAGCUGUCUACAGACGCUUGUCAUUUUUUAUUUUUUUUACUUUGUCAACAUGGUGACACGUUGGCGCGGUCACAUUUUCCUCUCCAUCAUUUGCCUUAGCUUUUCCCCACCAUCCAAGACACAAGUAUUUUAAUGGAACUUUCCGUGAUGCUUGGCGGGAAAUAAGUCAUUCUUGUCACCGCACUUCUGGGCUAUUCCAGUCGUUUAUAUUUUACUUUGAAAUGUGCACAGAGGACAUAACCAAUACAAUGGAUGCAUUUGAUAGUGUUUUGUGGUUUGGCACGGUUAUGUAUACUGUGCUAGGCGUGGAGGGUCCCAUUAUCAGCUGGUCAGACUGCUGGAUAAUUGUGUAGUAGACAGACCGUGAGCUAUGGGGAAAAUUUGGCAGCAGGGUUGGGUAUGUGACUCGUUUAGGCAGGCUAAAGGCUGUCGCCUCACUGUGCUGGGAGAGCACAAUGUGCUCUGUGUGGGCCUAGCCCAUGCAUGGAGUAGGACCAAGGUGAAGAGAAGAAGCCUUUUCCUUCCCAGGGGAGAAGAGUGGAGGAGGCACAGGCCAUGAUAACCAACUUACAGGCCAUUAACACACCAUUUACUACAGUCACUAGAAAGGCUAAUCAUCAAUUGGAAUGACUUUUUUUCACUAACUUUGUGUGUUCGUGCACACUUUCUAUGAGUUUGGUGUCUUUGCUGAAGAUGGGUCUGGUAUAUGAAAAAUAAAAAAUGUAUGCACUCACUAACUGUAAGUCGCUCUGGAUAAGAGCGUCUGCUAAAUGACAAAUGUAAAUGUAUUUGCUGAUGAACACACUUGGCAGCAGAGCACAGUUGACUGAACUGAACCUGCAUGUGUGUGUGCUGUUGCCUCUCUUGGAAAGAGACGGAGUGAGAGAGCAGGACUUUCUUCUGUGUUUCUAGGUUUCACCUAAUAUUUUGAAUCUGAGGACUUUUGGCACAUGCUGUAGCAGCCUGUCUCUAACUCUUUUGCUUAUGGUUCUAUCACAUCGGUCAACUCUUUGUCCUGUCUGCAUGACUUUGCAUAGCAAAUGGCUCUGAAUCCAUGGCUGUGGAUUAACGGCUCUGUUUUAUUGCCGUCUCUGCUGUUAAACAGUUAAACACAGGGAUUUUCUGCCAUUGAUAUCCUUGUGCGGGCCACCUAAGCAUGCAUAAAAGGAAAAAUAAAAUGUUUAUUCAAAAAUAAAAUACAAUCAGGAUGGAAAAAGGCUUUGUAUAAACCCAAAUGCCUAAACCAGAUAGUGUGUGUGUGUGUAUAUACAGUGGGGAAAAAAAGUAUUUAGUCAGCCACCAAUUGUGCAAGUUCUCCCACUUAAAAAGAUGAGGCCUGUAAUUUUUAUCAUAAGUACACGUCAACUAUGACAGACAAAUUGAGGGAAAAAAAUUGCAGAAAAUCACAUUGUAGGAUUUUAAAUACAUUUAUUUGCAAAUUAUGGUGGAAAAUAAGUAUUUGGUCAAUAACAAAAGUUUCUCAAUACUUUGUUAUAUACCCUUUGUUGGCAAUGACACAGGUCAAACGUUUUCUGUAAGUCUUCAAGGUUUUCACACACUGUUGCUGGUAUUUUGGCCCAUUCCUCCAUGCAGAUCUUCUCUAGAGCAGGCAUGUUUUGGGGCUGUCGCUGGGCAACACGGACUUUCAACUCCCUCCAAAGAUUUUCUAUGGGAUUGAGAUCUGGAGACUGGCUAGGCCACUCCAGGACUUUGAAAUGCUUCUUACGAAGCCACUCCUUCGUUGCCCAGGCGGUGUGUUUGGGAUCAUUGUCAUGCUGAAAGACCCAGCCACGGUUCAUCUUCAAUGCCCUUGCUGAUGGAAGGAGGUUUUCACUCAAAAUCUCACGAUACAUGGCCCCAUUCAUUCUUUCCUUUACACGGAUCAGUCGUCCUGGUCCCUUUGCAGAAAAAAAGCCCCAAAGCAUGAUGUUUCCACCCCCAUGCUUCACAGUAGGUAUGGUGUUCUUUAGAUGCAACUCAGCAUUCUUUGUCCUCCAAACAUGACGAGUUGAGUUUUUACAAAAAAGUUAUAUUUUGGUUUCAUCUGACCAUAUGACAUUCUCCCAAUCCUUUUCUGGAUCAUCACAUGUACUGGCUUAAGCAGGGGGACACGUCUGGCACUGCAGGAUUUGAGUCCCUGGCGGCGUAGUGUGUUACUGAUGGUAGGCUUUGUUACUUUGGUCCCAGCUCUCUGCAGGUCAUUCACUAGGUCCCCCCGUGUGGUUCUGGGAUUUUUGCUCACCGUUCUUGUGAUCAUUUUGACCCCACGGGGUGAGAUCUUGCGUGGAGCCCCAGAUCGAGGGAGAUUAUCAGUGGUCUUGUAUGUCUUCCAUUUCCUAAUAAUUGCUCCCACAGUUGAUUUAUUCAAUCCAAGCUGCUUACCUAUUGCAGAUUCAGUCUUCCCAGCCUGGUGCAGGUCUACAAUUUUGUUUCUGGUGUCCUUUGACAGCUCUUUGGUCUUGGCCAUAGUGGAGUUUGGAGUGUGACUGUUUGAGGUUGUGGACAGGUGUCUUUUAUACUGAUAACAAGUUCAAACAGGUGCCAUUAAUACAGGUAACGAGUGGAGGACAGAGGAGCCUCUUAAAGAAGUUGUUACAGGUCUGUGAGAGCCAGAAAUCUUGCUUGUUUGUAGGUGACCAAAUACUUAUUUUCCACCAUAAUUUGCAAAUAAAUUCAUUAAAAAUCCUACAAUGUGAUUUUCUGGAUUUUUUUCUUCUCAAUUUGUCUGUCAUAGUUGACGUGUACCUAUGAUGAAAAUUACAGGCCUCAUUUUUUUAAGUGGGAGAACUUGCACAAUUAGUGGCUGACUAAAUACUUUUUCCCCCACUGUGUAUAUAUAUAUAUAUUAUGUUUUUAUUUAUUUUAUUUUUUAACUAACAAUCACCCAAAUAAAAGCUAGACGGUAUAGAAAAUACCCAAAACAGUGAAUUUAGCAGUAUAGAUUUGAUGGUCGAGCAAAAGAACACCACAUUAGCCAUGGCAAAAUGUAUAUAGUUGCAGGAAGUUUUCUCAGCUCCAUGACAGAAUGUUGAAUCGCAGGAUAAAAAAUAAAAAGCUAUAUUUUCUCAAAGCUCCAUGGAUACAUUUUUUUGAAUUGCAGGAAGUUGGCGUAAAAUGCAAAAUAUUCUCUACACCGCAAUGAUGGGGGGGGGCUCUAGAAUUGUCUCUAGAACUUUGCUGCACCUACAGGCAGACUGCCCCCCCCCCCCCCCCCCCGAAACAAAUUAUUCUAGCCCGUGUUGUUGGCUUACCUAAUGUAAUACAGACUAAAGAACAGGAUGUGAUCUGUUCAUAACAUACAUGGCUGCUCCUGACCAAUGGCUGGAAGGCUUUUCUUCUAUGUGCACAAUUCAGAUACUCAGUCCCAUCCCCGCUCCUCAUGAGGCUAGUUAUAUCACGAGGACGGCUAUAUUAGUUUUAUUUGAAAUAAUGUGAAAUAUCCCCCUCCCCAAGGCACAGGAUAGAAAAAUGAGCUUUCUUUUAUAGUCCCAGUUUAUCAUUCCUCUAUCUGCUCUUCACAGGGUUCUCCCCAAAGAACCUUGUGGACUGGUUGUGCCUUCAGAAAGUAUUCAUACCCCUCGACUUAUUCCAAAUUUUGUGUUACAGCCUGAAUUGAAAAUGGAUUCAAUAGAUUUUUUUCCACUCACCCAUCUACACACAAUACCCCAUAAUGACGAAGUGAAAACGUUUUUAGACAUUUUUGCACAUUUGUAUUGAAAAAAUAAAAACAGGAAAAUCUGAUUUACAUAAGUAUUCACACCCCUGAGUCAAUACUUUGUAGAAGCACCUUUUGGCAGCGAUUUACAGCUGUACAUAUUUCUGGUUAAGUCUUUAAGAGCUUUACACACUUGAAUUGGGCAACAUUUGCCCAUUUUUAUUAUUUUUCAAAAUUCUUCAAGCUCUGUCAAAUUGGUUGUUGAUCAUUGCUAGACAACCAUUUGCAGGUGUUGCCGUAGAUUUGUCAAAACUGUAACUCAACUCGUGUGGAUUUGGCUUUGUUUUAGAUUCUUGUCCUGCUGAAAGUUGAAUUUAUCUCCCAGUGUCUGGUGGAAAGCAGACUGAACUAGAGGAAAACCUGGGAUUUUGCUUGUGCUUAGCUCCAUUCAGUUUCAUUUUUUAAAUCCUGAAUAACUCUCCAGUCCUUAACGAUUACAGGCAUACCCAUAACAUGAUGCAGUCACCACUAUACUUGAAAAUAUACUCCGUAAUGUGUUGUAUUGGAUUUGCCCCAAACAUAACACUUUGUAUUCAGAACAAAACGUUAAUUGCUUUGCCACAUUUUUUACAUAUUGGUCUGCUUUCCCUGUAAUCAGUCUAUGGACAAGGUAUGACAGCAAUCCAUGCAUUGGUUUUGUUUACCUGGCCACUGGUUCAAAUGCUGACUUUGUAGCAUUUGGCACAAAUGUAAUGCAAGUCAAUGGUACCUAUAUUUAGGGCUGGCACAAUCAUUGUAUAUAACUGUGUAACCAAGUAUGGACCAUUAACAAAAGAGAAAUCAUAAUGCUUUUUUAUAUUUCAGAGGGUCUAAUUUUAUAUUAAUCUAUGGAUUUCACAUGACUGGAAAUACAGAUAUGCAUCUGUUGGUCAGAUAGGUAGGGGUGUGAAUAAAGUCAGUUUCUGGUGUGACCACCAUUUGCCUCAUUCAAUGCGUCACUUCUCUUUCGCAUAGAGUUGAUCAGGCGGUUGGUUGUUGCCUAUGGAAUGUUGUCCCACUCCUCUUCAAUGGCUGUGUGAAGUUGCUGAAUAUUGUCGGAAACUGGAACAAGCCUCAUAGCAAAGGGUCUGAAUACUUAUGUAAAGGUAUUUCUAAAUUUGCUAAAAUGUCUAAACCUGUUGCUUUGUCAGUAUAGGGUAUUGUGUGUAGAUUGAUGGGGGGGGGGAACAAUUUUAAUCCAUUUUAGAAUAAGGCUGUAACUUAACAAAAUGUGGAAAAAGUCAAGGGGUUUGAAUACGUUCUGAAUUCACUGUGUAUGUAUGUACAGUGGGGAGAACAAGUAUUUGAUACACUGCCGAUUUUGCAGGUUUUCCUACUUACAAAGCAUGUAGAGGUCUGUAAUUUUUAUCAUAGGUACACUUCAACUGUGAGAGACGGAAUCUAAAACAAAAAUCCAGAAAAUCACAUUGUAUGAUUUUUAAGUAAUUAAUUUGCAUUUUAUUGCAUGACAUAAGUAUUUGAUCACCUACCAACCAGUAAAAAUUCCGGCUCUCACAGACCUGUUAGUUUUUCUUUAAGAAGACCUCCUGUUCUCCACUCACUACCUGUAUUAACUGCACCUGUUUGAACUCGUUACCUGUAUAAAAUACACCUGUCCACACACUCCAUCAAACAGACUCCAACCUCUCCACAAUGGCCAAGACCAGAGAGCUGUGUAAGGACAUCAGGGAUAAAAUUGUAGACCUGCACAAGGCUGGGAUGGGCUACAGGACAAUAGGCAAGCAGCUUGGUGAGAAGGCAACAACUGUUGCCGCAAUUAUUAGAAAAUGGAAGAAGUUCAAGAUGACGGUCAAUCACCAUCGGUCUGGGGCUCCAUGCAAGAUCUCACCUCGUGGGUCAUCAAUGAUCAUGAGGAAGGUGAGGGAUCAGCCCAGAACUACACGGCAGGACCUGGUCAAUGACCUGAAGAGAGCUGGGACCACAGUCUCAAAGAAAACCAUUAGUAACACACUACGCCAUCAUGGAUUAUAAUCCUGCAGCGCACGCAAGGUCCCCCUGCUCAUGCCAGGGCAUGUCCAGGCCCGUCUGAAGUUUGCCAAUGACCAUCUGGAUGAUCCAGAGGAGGAAUGGGAGAAGGCCAUGUGGUCUGAUGAGACAAAAAUAGAGCUUUUUGGUCUAAACUCCACUCGCCAUGUUUGGAGGAAGAAGGAGGUUGAGUACAACCCCAAGAACACCAUCCCAACCGUGAAGCAUGGAGGUGGAAACAUCAUUCUUUGGGGAUGCUUUUUUGUAAAGGGGACAGGACGACUGCACCGUAUUGAGGGGAGGAUGGAUGGGGCCAUGUAUCGCAAGAGAUCUUGGCCAACAACCUCCUUCCCUCAGUAAGAGCAUUGAAGAUGGGUCGUGGCUUGGUCUUCCAGCAUGACAACGACCCGAAACACACAGCCAGGGCAACUAAGGAGUGGCUCCGUAAGAAGCAUCUCAAGGUCCUGGAGUGGCCUAGCCAGUCUCCAGACCUGAACCCAAUAGAAAAUCUUUGGAGGGAGCUGAAAGUCUGUAUUGCCCAGAGACAGCCCUGAAACCUGAAGGAUCUGGAGAAGGUCUGUAUGGAGGAGUGGGCCAAAAUCCCUGCUGCAGUGUGUGCAAACCUGGUCAAGACCUACAGGAAACGUAUGAUCUCUGUAAUUGCAAACAAAGGUUUCUCUACCAAAUAUUAAGUUCUGCUUUUCUGAUGUAUCAAAUACUUAUGUCAUGCAAUUAAAUGCAAAUUAAUUACUUAAAAAUCAUACAAUGUCAUUUUCUGGAUUUUUGUUUUAGAUUCCGUGUCUCACAGUUGAAGUGUACCUAUGAUAAAAAUUACAGACCUCUACAUGCUUUGUAAGUAGGAAAACCUGCUAAAUCGGCAGUGUAUCAAAUACUUGUUCUCCCCACUACAUGUGGGUAGAGUUAAAGUGACUAUGCAUAAAUAAUUAACAGAGUAGCAGCAGUUUAAAAAGAUGGGGUGGGGGGCAGUGCAUAUAUUGUGUGUGUAUGUAUAUUUUACCGAUAUUGCAAUAUUGUUUUGGCGCUAGUUGGCUGUAACUCCAGUAUUUGUCCUUCAUAGCUUGUUCUCCUCUUCUGUUUUAAAUAGGGAGCUAAUUUGUUUCAUGUUCAUGACUGAUCAAAACUUGUUUUCUCAGCAGACAUGUACAGUGAGGGGAAAAAAAGUAUUUGAUCCCCUGCUGAUUUUUUACAUUUGCCCACAGACUAAGACAUGAUCAGUCUAUAAUUUUAAUGGUAGGUUUAUUUGAACAGUGAAAGACAGAAUAACAACAAAAAAAUCCAGAAAAACGCAUGUCAAAAAUGUUAUAAAUUGAUUUGCAUUUUAAUGAGGGAAAUAAGUGUUUGACCCCUUUCAAUCAGAAAGAUUUCUGGCUCCCAGGUGUCUUUUAUACAGGUAACGAACUGAGAUUAGGAGCACACUCUUAAAGGGAGUGAUCCUAAUCUCAGCUUGUUACCUGUAUAAAAGACACCUGUCCACAGAAGCAAUCAAUCAAUCAGAUUCCAAACUCUCCACCAUGGCCAAGACCAAAGAGCUCUCCAAGGAUGUCAGGGACAAGAUUGUAGACCUACACAAGGCUGGAAUGGGCUACAAGACCAUCGCCAAGCAGCUUGGUGAGAAGGUGACAACAGUUGGUGCGAUUAUUCGCAAAAUGGAAGAAACACGAACUGUCAAUCUCCCUCGGCCUGGGGCUCCAUGCAAGAUCUCACCUCGUGGAGUUGCAAUGAUCAUGAGAACGGUGAGGAAUCAGCCCAGAACUACACGGGAGGAUCUUGUCAAUGAUCUCAAGGCAGCUGUGACCAUAGUCACCAAGAAAACAAUUGGUAACACACUACGCCGUGAAGGACUGAAAUCCUGCAGCGCCCGCAAGGUCCCACUGAACAAGAAUGCACAUAUACAGGCCCGUCUGAAGUUUGCCAAUGAACAUCUGAAUGAUUCAGAGGAGAACUGGGUGAAAGUGUUGUGGUCAGAUGAGACCAAAAUGGAGCUCUUUGCCAUCAACUCAACUCGCUGUGUUUGGAGGAGGAGGAAUGCUGCCUAUGACCCCAAGAACACCAUCCCCACCGUCAAACAUGGAGGUGGAAACAUUAUGCUUUGGGGGUGUUUUUCUGCUAAGGGGACAGGACAACUUCACCGCAUCAAAGGGACGAUGGACAUGGGCCAUGUACCGUCAAAUCUUGGGUGAGAACCUCCUUCCCUCAGCCAAGGCAUUGAAAAUGGGUCCUGGAUGGGUAUUCCAGCAUGACAAUGACCAAAAACACACGACCAAGGCAACAAAGGAGUGGCUCAAGAAGAAGCACAUUAAAGUCCUGGAGUGGCCUAGCCAGUCUCCAGACCUUAAUCCCAUAGAAAAUCUGUGGAGGGAGCUGAAGGUUCGAGUUGCCAAAUGUCACCCUCAAAACCUUAAUGACUUGGAGAAGAUCUGCAAAGAGGAGUGGGGCAAAAUCCCUCCUGAGAUGUGUGCAAACCUGGUGGCCAACUACAAGAAACGUCUGACCUCUGUGAUUGCCAACAAGGGUUUUGCCACCAAAUAGUAAGUCAUGUUUUGCAGAGGGGUCAAAUACUUAUUUCCCUCAUUAAAAUGCAAAUCAAUUUAUAAAUUUUUUUACAUGCAUUUUUCUGGAUUUUGUUGUUGUUAUUCUGUCUCUCACUGUUCAAAUAAACCUACCAUUAAAAUGAUAGACUGCUCAUGUCUUUGUCAGUGGGCAAACGUACAAAAUCAGCAGGGGAUCAAAUACUUUUUUCCCCUCACUGUAUAUGGUGAGCAAAAUGUUUGGAUCAUCGAAACACAAUAAAAUUGCAGUACCGAAUCGCAAUGCGUAUCGGCACCUAAGUAUCGUGAUCAUAUCGUGAGGUCCCUGGUUAUUCAUAGCCCUACUGUUCUACUACUGCAUAUCUGAGCCAAGAGCAGGAGCCUCUCCAACCAAAGCCCCCACACAAUGUAAACACUGACUCAUAUUCAUCACUGAAGGAAGGCACCACUAACCAAACACAGGCUCUGUAAAGCAAAAGCUUGUGCUCUUUAAGAUACGGUGUGGACUUUGUCUUCCAAUGAAGGUGUUAUUUGGUUUAUAAGGCAUUACGUCAACAGUGCUUACACUCUCCUGUUGUCCCUCCACAUGUCUCUGUUUUGUGCUCUGUGACGGUUGUGAAGCAGAGGCAGGUAAGCCUAUUGACAGCAGUGACUUGACUGGUUGGGCUGGCCGGCAGAAUAUAGCUCUAUCUCCUCUCCGGAUUAUAUAAGCGGGAUCCGCUCACUGCUACAGCCACAGUCUGAGGGGGAGAAGGGAGGGAGGGAGGGUUAAGCUGCCCCCCUCUAAUCUCCAGUCCCUGUAACCCUGGCUUUCACAGUGAGGCUGGCUCAUCCUGACUGACCGGGUCAGUCGCACACUGCUGGCUGGGUUCACCUACAAACAUUGACUCCAGUCAGGGCCCUUGGCGCUCCGAGAGAGGAUAACAAUCAUUUUGGUUUUCAUGGGAGGUAGAAUCAUAUACAGUGAGCUCAAAGUAUUGGAUCGGUUUUGUUGUUUUGGCUCUGUACUCCAGCACUUGACACAAUUACUGAGGUUAAAGUGCAGACUGUCAGCUUUAAUUUAAGGGUAUUUUCAUCCAUAUUGUGUGAACUGUUUAGAAAUUACAUCACUUUUUGUACAGUCACUCCAUUUUAGGGGACCACAAAUAUUUUGACCAAUUCACUUGUAUUAAUUUACAUUUUAGUCAUUUAGCAGACGCUCUUAUCCAGAGCGACUUACAGUUAGGGUGCAUAUCUUUUUCAUACUAAUUAAUGUAGUGAAAAGUUAAGCUUUUGGUCCCAUAUUCAUACCAGGCAAUGACUACAUAAAGCUUGUGACUACAAACUUGUUGGAUGCAUUUGCUGUUUCUUUGGUUUCAGAUUUUGUGCACAAUAGAAAAUAUUGGUAAAUAAUGUAUUGUGUCAUUUUUCUUCUUGUAAAUAAGAAUAGAAUAUGUUUCUAAACACUUCUACAUUCAUGUGGAUGCUACCAUGAUUAUGGAUAAUCCUGAAUGAGUGAGAAAGUUAGAAGCACAAAUAUCAUAGUCCCAAGACAUGCUAACUUUUCACCAUGACAAUAACAGGGGAGGGUCGCAUUUAUGGGGGGUAUGAUAUUAGUGUCUUUCUGUCUAGUUUUUGUCUGGCCAGAAUGACUCCCUCCACUGACCAUUCUUCAAGCCUCGAUGGCUAACUAACUAGCCUCCUAUCUUCCCCUGUGUUUGUCAUGCUCUCUUUUCUCUAAUGAAUGUUUGAUCAGGUUUAGUUGCACGUUUUGACUCACACACUUACUCAAGCUCUCUCACGCACCGGAUGAUGGAGAGGGCUGUGGUGGCGUGUUAGCUGUUUGCUAAUAGAAUCCCCAGGGUGAAUUGGCAGAUGUAUUGCUGGGUCCUGGUCGGCCAGUGAGUCCCUGGUGUAUUAGUGCCUGGUGAUUUGUCUAUGACUGUUCCCGCUGACUCCACUACACCAGGCAGGCUGCGCUCAACCAAGAUGGAGGAGGGAGGGCAGGAUAAUUGGUUUCACUGUCCUCACUACUCCUCUGUCUGUAUUUCUGAGAGGAUUGGAAUAACAGUUGCAGGAUUCUAUGUGAAGUGAAGGCCAUUCAGACCGUAGUGGAUGCCUGUGUUAAAUCUAUCCCUUUAAUGUGUUAGACAGCAGUUGACUAUCUUUUUGUCCCUUUUUAAAAAAUCUGGUAUGUAUGGGAGGUGGGGAAAAAAAGUAUUUAGUCAGCCACCAAUUGUGGAAGUUCUCCCACUUAAAAAGAUGAGAGAAGCCUGUAAUUUUCAUCAUAGGUACACGUCAACUAUGACAGACAAAAUGAGAUGAAAAAAAAUCCAGAAUAUCACAUUGUAGGAUUUUUUAUGAAUGUAUUUGCAAAUUAUGGUGGAAAAUAAGUAUUUGGUCAAUAACAAAAGUUUCUCAAUACUUUGUUAUAUACCCUGUGUUGGCAAUGACACAGGUCAAACGUUUUCUGUAAGUCUUCACAAGGUUUUCACACACUGUUGCUGGUAUUUUGGCCCAUUCCUCCAUGCAGAUCUUCUCUAGAGCAGUGAUGUUUUGGGGCUGUCGCUGGGCAACACGGACUUUCAACUCCCUCCAAAGAUUUUCUAUGGGGUUGAGAUCUGGAGACUGGCUAGGCCACUCCAGGACCUUGAAAUGCUUCUUACGAAGCUACUCCUUCGUUGCCCGGGCGGUGUGUUUGGGAUCAUUGUCAUGCUGAAAAACCCAGCCACGUUUCAUCUUCAAUGCCCUUGCUGAUGGAAGGAGGUUUUCACUCAAAAUCUCACGAUACAUGGCCCCAUUCAUUCUUUCUUUUACACGGAUCAGUCGUCCUGGUCCCUUUGCAGAAAAACAGCCCCAAAGCAUGAUGUUUCCACCCCCAUGCUUCACAGUAGGUAUGGUGUUCUUUGGAUGCAACUCAGCAUUCUUUGUCCUCCAAACACGACGAGUUGAGUUUUUACCAUCUGACCAUAUGAUAUUCUCCCAAUCCUCUUCUGGAUCAUCCAAAUGCACUCUAGCAAACUUCAGACGGGCCUGGACAUGUACUGGCUUAAGCAGGGGGACACGUCUGGCACUGCAGGAUUUGAGUCCCUGGCGGCGUAGUGUGUUACUGAUGGUAGGCGUUGUUACUUUGGUCCCAGCUCUCUGCAGGUUAUUCACUAGGUGGGGACCUAGUGAAUUCUGGGAUUUUUGCUCACCGUUCUUGUGAUCAUUUUGACCCCACGGGGUGAGAUCUUGCGUGGAGCCCCAGAUUGAGGGAGAUUAUCAGUGGUCUUGUAUGUCUUCCAUUUCCUAAUAAUUGCUCCCACAGUUGAUUUCUUCAAACCAAGCUGCUUACCUAUUGCAGAUUCAGUCUUCCCAGCCUGGUGCAGGUCUACAAUUUUGUUUCUGGUGUCCUUUGACAGCUCUUUGGUCUUGGCCAUAGUGGAGUUUGGAGUGUGACUGUUUGAGGUUGUGGACAGGUGUCUUUUAUACUGAUAACAAGUUCAAACAGGUGCCAUUAAUACAGGUAACGAGUGGAGGACAGAGGAGCCUCUUAAAGAAGAAGUUACAGGUCUGUCAGAGCCAGAAAUCUUGCUUGUUUGUAGGUGACCAAAUACUUAUUUUCCACCAUAAUUUGCAGAUAAAUUCAUUAAAAAUCCUACAAUGUGAUUUUCUAGAUUCCUUUUCCUCAAUUUGUCUGUCAUAGUUGACGUGUACCUAUGAUGAUAAAUUACAGGCCUCUCAUCUUUUUAAGUGGGAGAACUUGCACAAUUGGUGGCUGACUAAAUACUUUUUUUCCCCACUGUAUGUAUGUAUGUAUGUAUGUAUGGGAGGUGAAAGUAUCUCAAUAACAGACGGACCAAACUUUUAUGAACAAGUAAACGCCAUAAAGUACCAGAGGAUGAAUUUGGACACACCUACACUGGUGUUGGCUGGCCUUGGUGCUCUGAAACGGGCAAGGGACUUUCUCUCCAAGGACAACCUCCACACCAUUUACCAAACAAUGAAAACUCACGUGGACUACUGUGCCACAGUAUGGCUCCCACCCGACAUCAGUGCAAUAAGACAUGUCUUAACCAGCUCCAGCUUCCCACCCGACAUCAGUGCAAUAAGACAUGUCUUAACCAGCUCCAGCUUCCCACCCUACAUCAGUGCAAUAAGACAUGUCUUAACCAGCUCCAGCUUCCCACCCUACAUCAGUGCAAUAAAACAGGUUUUAACCAGCUCCAGUGAAUCAUCAACAAGGCUGCUCGUAUCAUGAAUGGUCAUUCACAAAGGGAACACAAAAAGACAUUUGAAACACUGGUGGACAGGAUCCGAUUCAACACCCUGGUGACUGUUUUCAAGGCAACACAACAGCAAAUGCCUAAUUUAUGUCAGACCUGUUCAGCAGUCUCCACCAAUCCUCUGAGGACUAGAGCAGCUGCCAAAGCCUAUGAACAAUGGGACCCCCACCUACUGGCUCAUCCACCAACUAAACACAUGGCCUUCCAAAGCAGUCUGUGGUUCUUUUGGAUCACUGCUGUGGAACAAGCUGGACUGACCCACACGACCGCUAGCUAGCAUUUCCGCAUUCAAAAGAGCUGUACAAAUCAGAUAAAAGACUGAUGUAAUGUGAGUGUGCUCUUGUAUGUAUGUAUGUAUUUAUGUAUGCUACUGUGUGCUGUACUUGCAGCUGUCUUGUUUGUAUGCUACAGUGUAUGUACAGUACAUUCGGAAAGUAUUCAGACCCCUUGACUUUUUCCACAUUUUGUUACGUUACAGCCUUUUUCUAAAAUUGAUUGGGGGGAAAGAACAAUUUAAUCUACACACAAUACUCCAUAAUGACAAAGCAACAACAGAUUUUGUAGAAAUUCUAGCUAAUUUAUUAAAAAUAAAUGGAAAUAUGACAUUUGCAUAAGAAUUCAGACCCUUUACUCAGUACUUCGAAGCACGUUUGGCAGCGAUUACAGCCUCAAGCCUUCUUGGGUAUGAUGCUGUAAGCUUGGCACACCUGUAUUUGGGGAGUUUCUCCCAUUCUUCUCUGCAGAUCCUCUCAAGCUCUGUCAGGUUGGAUGGGGAGCGUUGCUGCACAACUAUUUUCAGGUCUCUCCAGAGAUGUCCGAUCGGGUUCAAGUCCGGGCUCUGGCUGGACCACUCAAGGACAUUCAGAGACUUGUCCUGAAGCCACUCCUGCAUUGUCUUGGCUGUGUGCUUAGGGUCAUUGUCCUGUUGGAAGGUGAACCUUCGCCCCAGUCUGAGGUCCUGAGCGCUCUGGAGCAGGUUUUCAUCAAGGAUAUCUCUGUACUUUGCUCCGUUCAUCUUUGCCUCGAUCCUGACUAGUCUCCCAGUCCCUGCCACUGAAAAACAUCCCCACAGCAUAAUGCUGCCACAUCAUGCUUAACCGUAUGGAUGGUGCCAGGUUUCCUCCAGACGUGAUGCUUGGCAUUCAGUCCAAAGAGUUCAAUCUUGGUUUCAUCAGACAAUAGAAUCUUGUUUCUCAUGGUCUGAGAGUCUUUAGGUGCCUUUUGGCAAACUCCAAGCGGGCUGUCAUGUGCCUUUUUUACUGGAGUAACUUCCGUCUGGCCACUCUACCAUAAAGGCCUGAUUGGUGGAGUGCUGCAGAGAUUGUUGUCCUUCUCCCCGACCAAGGCCCUUCUCCCCCGAUUGCUCCAUUUGGCCGUGCGGCCAGCUCUAGGAAGAGUCUUGGUGGUUCCAAACAUCUUACAUCUAAGAAUGAUGGAGGCCACUGUUCUUGGGGACCUUCAAUGCUGCAGAAAUGUUUUGGUACCCUUCCCCAGAUCUGUGCCUCGACACAAUCCUGUCUUGGAGCUCUACGAAUAAUUCCUUCGACCUCAUGGCUUGGUUUUUGCUCUGACAUGCACUGUCAACUGUGGGACCUUAUGUAGACAGGUGUGUGUGUGUGUGUGUGUGUGCCUUUUCCAAAUCAUGUUCAAUCAAUUGAGUUGACCACAGGUGGACUCCAAUCAAGUUGUAGAAACGUCUCAAGGAUGAUCAAUGGAAAUAGGAUUCACCUGAGCUCAAUUUCGAGUCUCAAAGCAAAGGGUCUGAAUACUUAUGGAAAUAACGUACUUCUGUUUUUAUUUUUUAAAUGUGCAAAAAUGUCUAAACCUGUGUUUGCUUUCUCAUUAUGGGGUGUUGUGUGUAGAUUGCUGAGGAAAAAAAUGAAUUGAAUCAAUUUUAAGGCUGUAAUGUAACAAGGGGUCUGAAUACUUUCUGAAGACAGCUUUUGUGUGUUUUUAUUGACUAUUGAACCCAGGACUCCCUGGAAAACAGUGUUACAGGGCUAUCCUGCCUAAAUGAAUAAAUAAAUGAAAUGAAUGUGUGUUUCACGUCUUCAUGGUGGUGUGCUGUACAGGCACAUCGCCGUCCUCCCUCCAUGAUUCACUGUGUCCUGACUGCGUCUCCCUCCUCUCUCUGUGUAUCAGGUUACAUCCUCAGCCUGGUGCUCCUGACUCUGCCUCGUCAGCACCUGGUGAAGCUCUACCUGUACGUGCUCACUGCCCUACUGCUCUUCGCUGGACACCAGGUCUCCAGGUGAGACGUUCAAUUGUUAGCGAGGAGUGAGCUGUAUUCGGAAGGUCAUUUUAAAAGCCAUUGCGUGCUGUGUUUGUUAACCAUUUUCAAAUUGCUCCAUAAAACAGUUAGGGGUAAUAGUAUUGAGUGAAUCAAGCUUCUACUGGCCCUGUGUGUGUGUGUGUAACUGUUGAAUUCUCUGAGGGAUGUUUUUGUAUCUAACCAGUGAGGACAGAGGACCGCCGGUGUGACUGCAGGAGGUGAACUGAGCUCUGGGUUGUCUUGUUUUUAGGGAUUAUGUCCACAGUGAGCUGGACUCUGGGUACGAGGGACCACUCUACCUGGAGCCGCUGUCCAUGAACCGCUUCUCCACCGCCCUCCUAGGUAACUAACUAAACACAUUGCCGCCUUCACCAUAGGUAACUACACUGAACAAAAAUAUAAACGCAACAUGAAAAGUGCUGGUCCCAUGUUGCUUGAGCUGAAAUAAAACAUCCCAGAAAUGUUCCAUAAGCACAAAAAGCUUAUUUCUCUCAAAUGUUGUGCACAUAGUUGUUUUCAUCCCUGUUAGUGAGAAUUCCUCCUUUGCCAAAAUAAUAUGGCAUAUCAAGAAGCUAAUAAAACAGCAUGAUCAUUACACAGGUGCACCUUGUGCUGGGGACAAUAAAUGGCAACUGUAAAAUGUGCAGUUUUGUCACACAACACAAUGCCACAGUUUUGAGGGAGCCUGCAAUAGGCAUGCUUACUACAGGAAUGUCCACCAGCGCUGUUGCCAGAUAAUUUCAUGUUCAAUUCUCUACUGUUAGCCGCCUCCAACGUCGUUUUAGAGAAUUUGGCCUCAACCGUAGCCCAGGACCUCUACAUCCGACUUCUUCACCUGCGGAAUUGUCUGACACCAGCCACCCGGACAGCUGAUGAAACUGUGGGUUUGCACAACCGUAUAAUUUCUGCACAAACUGUCAGAAACCGUCUCUGGGAAGCUCAUCUGGGUGCUCAUUGUCCUCACCAGGGUCUUGACCUGGCUGCAGUUCGGCGUCGUAAUCGACUUCACUGGGCAAAUGCUCACCUUCGAUGGCCACUGGCACGCUGGAGAAGUGUGCUCUACACAGAUGAAUCCCGGCGUCGUGUGGGUGAGCGGUUUGCUGAUGUCAACGUUGUGAACAGAGUGCCCCAUGGUGGGGUUAUGGUAUGGAAAAGGCAUAAGCUAUGGACAACAAACACAAUUGCAUUUUAUCGAUGGCAAUUUGAAUGCACAGAGACUGACGAGAUCCUGAGGCCCAUUGUCGUGCCAUUCAUCCGCCACCAUCACCUCAUGUUUCAGCAUGAUAAUGCACAGACCCAUGUCGCAAGGAUCUGUACACAAUUCCUGGAAGCUGAAAAUGUCCCAGUUCUUCCAUGGCCUGCAUACUGACCAGACAUGUCACCCAUUGACCAUGUUUGGGAUGCUCUGGAUCGACGUGUGCGAUAGCGUGUUCCAGUUCCCGCCAAUAUCCAGCAACUUCGCACAGCCAUUGAAGAGGAGUGGGACAACAUUCCACAGGCCACAAUCAACAGCCUGAUCAACUCUAUGCGAAGGAGAUCAAAUCAAAUCAAAUUUUAUUGGUCACAUGCGCCGAAUACAACAGGUGCAGACAUUACAGUGAAAUGCUUACUUAGAUGUCGUGCUGCAUGAGGCAAAUGGUGGUCACACCAGAUACUGGCUGGUUUUCUGAUCCACACCCCCACAAGGUAUUGUAUCUGUUACCAACAGAUGCAAAUCUGUAAUCCCAGUCAUGUGAAAUCCAUAGAUGAGGGCCUAAUUAAUUUAUUUCAAUGGACUGAUUUCCAUAUGAACUGUAACUCAGUAAAGUCUUUUGAAAUUGAUGCAUGUUGCGUUUAUUUUUGUUCAGAGUAACUAAACACAGUCCCACCCUAAUUACAUUUUAGUCAUUUUAGCAGAUGCUCAUAUCCAGAGAAACUUACAGUAGUACAUUUUUCAUACUUGUCCCCUGUGUGAAUUGAACCCACAACCCUGGCGAUGCAAGCGCCACGCUCUACCAACUGAGCCAUAGGUAACCAACUAAACACAGACCCACCUUCACCACCACUACCACCCUCAUAGGUAACCAACUAAACACAGUCUCACCUUCACCACCACCACCCUCAUAGGUAACCAACUAAACACAGUCCCACCUUCACCACUACCACCCUCAUAGGUAACCAACUAAACACAGUCCUACCUUCACCACCACUACCACCCUCAUAGGUAACCAACUAAACACAGACCCACCUUCACCACCACUACCACCCUCAUAGGUAACCAACUAAUUUUAAACACAGACCCACCUUCACCACCACCACCACCACCCUCAUAGGUAACCAACUAAACACAGUCCCACCUUCAGCAAUACAAGGUUAUAACAUUUAUGGAAAAGCCAAUGGUGGUGUUGCUGUUUAUAUUCAGAACCACAUUCCUGUGAAUAUUAGACAGGAUCUCAUGUUAAAUACUGUUGAAGUAAUAUGGCUAGAGGUUAAUCCUGCCUCCCCUAAUGCCAAUUCUGGUUGGAAGCUGCUAUAGACGACCAAGUGCUAACAGUCAGUUUCUGGAUAACAUGUGUGAAAUGCUUGAUAAUGUAUGUGAUAUCAAUAGAGGUAUACUUUCUUGGUGAUUUUAUAUAUUUACUGGCUUUCAUCAGGCUGCUCACUCAAGAGAAGGCUUCAAACUGUAACCAGUGCCUGCAACCUGGUUCAGGUUAUCAGUCAACCUACCAGGGUGGUUACAAACAAUACAGGAAUUAAAUCAACAUGUAUCAAUCAUAUCUUUACUAAUGCUGCAGAGAUUUGUUUGAAAGCAGUAUCCAAAUACAAUGGAUGUAGUGAUCACAAUAUAGUAGCCAUAUCUAGGAAAACCAAAGAUCCAAAGGCUGGGCCUAAUAUAGUGGAUAAGAGGUCAUACAAUAAGUUUUGUAGUGAUUCCUAUGUUGUUGAUGUAAAGAAAAUAUGCUGGUCCAUGGUGUGUAAUGAGGAGUAAACAGACACUACACUUGACACAUUUUAUGAAAUUGCUUAUUCCAGUUACUAAUAAGCAUGCAUCCAUUAAGAAAAUGACUAAAAACUGUUUGAGGAAUUGAAAAAUUGUAUGGUUGAGAGGGAUGAGGCAAAAGGCAUGCCAAAUAAGUCUGGCUGCACAACCGAUUGGCAAACAUACUGCAAAUUGAGAAAUCAUGUGCCUAAACUGAAUAAAAAGAAGAAACAACAACACUAUGAAACAAAAAUAAAUGACAUAAAGAAUGAUAGUAAAAAGCUUUGGAGCACCUUAAAUGAAAUUUGGGGGGAAAAGGCAAACUCGGCUCCAUCAAUCAGAUGGCUCAUUCAUCACAAAACCAACUGAUAUUGGCAACUACUUUUAAUAAUUUUUUCAUUGGCAAGAUUAGCAAACUUAGGCAUGACAUGCCAGCAACAAUUGCUGACACUACACAUCCAAGUAUAUCUGACCUAAUUAUGAAAGAUUAGCAUUGUAAUUUUGAAUUCUGUAAAGUGAGUGUGGAAGAGGUGAACAAAUUGUUGUCUAUUACCAAUGACAAGCCACCAGGGUCUGACAACUUGGAUGAAAAAUUGCUGAGGAUAAUAGCGGACGAUAUUGCCACUCCUAUUUGCCAUAUCUUCAAUUUAAGCCUACUAGAAAGUGUGUGCCCCAGGCUUGGAGGGAAGCUAAAGUCAUUCUGCUACCUAAGAAUAGCCCCCUUUACUGGCUCAAACAGCCAACCAAUCAGCCUGUUACCAACCCUUAGGAAACUAUUGGAAAAAAUUGUGUUUGACCAGAUACAAUGCUAUUUUACUGUAAACAAAUUGACAACAAACUUUCAGCAUGCUUAUAGAGAAGGACAUUCAACAAGCACAGCACUUACACAAAUGACUGAUUGGCUGAGAGAAAUUGAUGAUAAAAAGAUUGGGGGGGCUGUUUUUGUUUGACUUCAGUGCAGCUUUUGACAUUAUUGAUCAUAGUCUGCUGCUGGAAAAACUUGUGUUAUGGCUUUAAUAUGGAUAAAGAGUUACUUGUCUAACAGAACACAGAGGGUGUCCUUUAAUAGAAGCCUCUCAAACAUAAUCCAGGUAGAAUCAGGAAUUCUCCAGGGCAGCUGUCUAGGCCCCUUACUUUUUUCCAUCUUUACUAAUGACAUGCCACUGGCCUUGAGUAAAGUAUGUAUGCGGAUGACUCAACAUUAUACACGUCAGCUACUACAGCAACUGAAAUAACUGCAACACUUAACAAAGAGUUGCAGUUACUUUUGGAAUGGGUGGCAAGGAAUAAAUUAGUCCUGAAUAUUUCCAAAACUAAAAGCAUUGCAUUUGGGUCAAAUCAUUCACUAAACCCUCAACCUCAACUACAUCUCGUAAUGAAUAAUGUGGAAAUUGAGCAAGUUGAGGUGACUAAACUGCUUGGAGUAACCCUGGAUUGUAGACUGUCAUGGUCAAAGCAUUGAUAUAACAGUAGCUAGGAUGGGGAGAAGUAUGUCCAUAAUAAAGCGCUGCUCUGCCUUCUUAACAACACUAUCAACAAGGCAGGUCCUACAGGCCCUAGUUUUGUCGCACCUGGACUACUGUUCAGUAGUGUGGUCAGGUGACACAAAGAGGGACUUAAGAAAAUUGCAGUUGGCUCAGAACAGGGCAGCACGGCUGGCCCUUAGAAGUACACGGAGAGCUAACAUUGAUGACAUGCAUGUCAGUCUCUCCUGGCUCAGAGUGGAAGAGAUUGACUUCAUCAGUGCUUGUUUUUGUGAGGUGUCGAUGAGCUGAAUGUACCGAGCUGUCUGUUUUGGACUACUGUCACACAGCUCGGACACCCAUGUAUACCCCACAAGACAUGCCACCAGAGGUCUCUUCACAGUCCCCAAGUCCAGAACGGACUAUGGGAGGCGCACAGUACAACAUGAAACUAUUCCACCUCAGGUAACUGAUCCAAGCAGUAGAAUCAGAAUUAAAAAACAGUAAAAAAUACACCUUGUGGAACAGCAAGGACUGUGAAGAGACAUGCACACAUACAUAUAGACACUCACUCUACACACACAUACACAUGGAUGUUGUAUUGUAAAUAUGUGAUAGUGGAGGAGUGGCCUGAGGGAACACACUAAAUGUAUUGUAAAUAUAAUGUCAUGUAAUAUUUUAAAUGGUAUAUAACUGCCUUAAUGUUGCAGGACCCCAGGAAGAGUAGCUGCUGCCUUGGCAACAGCUAAUGUGGAUCCUUAAUAAAUACAAAUACUAAAUACAGUCCCACCUUCACCACUACCACCCUCAUAGGUAGCCAACUAAACACAGUCCCACCUUCACCACCACCCUCAUAGGUAGCCAACUAAACCCAGUCCCACCUUCACCACCACCACCACCCUCAUAGGUAACCAACUAAACACAGACCCACCUUCACCACCACCACCACCACCCUCAUAGGUAACCAACUAAACACAGACCCACCUUCACCACCACUACCACCCUCAUAGGUAACCAACUAAACAGUCCCACCUUCACCACCCUCAUAGGUAACCAACUAAACAGUCCCACCUUCACCACCACUACCACCCUCAUAGGUAGCCAACUAAACACAGUCCCAUCCUCAUAGGUAACCAACUAAACUAGGUUCGUCCUACAACCUUUUUAGACACAUGGGAAACGCAGUGUUUCCUUGCUUCAUCAUUAUAGGCAGUAGGUAGAGGGUUCAGGAGGUUGGCGGUGGGUGCUGUUGAAUCUGUUGCUCUGAGAUGCCGUUUGCCGCAGAGCUCCUCAGCUUUCUGAAGGGGUGCACACAACGCGGUAGAGAGCAGCUUAAUGCAGCCACAGUCCUCCAGUCCUCCAGAAACAGGAAACACCAAAGAGAACGCACACAACUCACAGGUCUCUCAAUCUCUCCCUCUCUCUUUUAAUCUCUACGUUACUUUCACUCAUUGAUGUAUUUCUUUGUUGCAUUGCUUCUGUCAAUCAGAGGGAAGCUUGUUGUGGUUCUGCAGUAUCUGUAGGGUUUUAGGUUAUUGGGGUGUGGGAUCCACCUCUUCUAAAAAUACGGCUGGCCAUAAUAGUGUUGUAUUCAGAGCUCAGUAAAAGGCUGAAAGCCCGAAAGGGGAACAAACCAUUGUCUUGUUUCAUCAUGAAUAGGAGGCCUGCCUAUGAAAUGUCAUUAUGUAAUGAUCUGAUGCUGAGCAGAUUCUCCUUCUCUGUUAGGUAACCCUCUGCUACUUUGACUUUUAACAACGGGAACCCUUUCCCUAACAUGUUACAAAAGGGAGGGACUGAUUUGAUGCUUUGGUGAGUUUUGUUGACUUGAUUAGGGACAGUCGUUGAACUUUGGCCUUUUUAGAUUCAAUCACUGAAGUACUCUCUAAUUUCUCUAAAAGACUGGUGGGAUAGUUCAUUUUUUGGAGAAUAAUUGUAGCCAUAUUUUAACAAUGAGAAAACGGUCAAUUCAAUUAUCCUUGACCAUUGUUACAUAUAAAUCAAAGGUUAUUUGUCACAUGCACCGAAUACAACAGGUGUAUGUAGACCUUACAGUGAAAUGCUUACUUACAAGCCCUUAACCAACAAUGCAGGUAAGAAAAAUAGUUAAGAAAAUAUUUACCAAAUAAAUUAAUACAAUAGAAUAACAAUAGCAAGGUUAUAUGCAGGGGGUACCGGUACCGAGUCAAUGUGUGGGGGUACAGGUUAGUCGAGGAAAUGUGUACAUGUAGGUAGGGGUAAAGUGACUAUGCAUAGAUAAUAAACAGAGAGUAACAGCAGUGUAAAAACAAAGCGGGGGUCAAUGUAAAUAGUCCGGGUGGCCAUUUUAUUAAUUGUUCAGCAGUCUUAUGGCUUGGGGGUAGAAGCUGUUAAGGAGUCUUUUGGACCUAGACUUGGCGCACCGGUACCGCUUGCCGUGCGGUAGCAGAGAGAACAGUCUAUGACUAGGGUGGCUGGAGUCUUUGACAAUUUUGAGGUCCUUCCUCUGACACCGCCUGGUAUAGAGGUCCUGGAUGGUAGGAAGCUUGGCCCCAAUAAUGUACUGGACCGUACGCACUACCCUGUGUAGCGCUUUGCGGUCGGAUGCCGAGCAGUUGCAAUACCAGGCGGUGAUGCAACCAGUCAGGAUGCUCUCGAUGGUGCAGCUGUACAACUUUUUGAGGAUCUGAGGACCCGUGCCAAAUCUUUUCAGUCUCCUGAGGGGGAGUAGGCAUUUGGAAAUUUUUAAGUUUAAAUGUAGUUUUUAUGAUGGUGCAUUGAGCUACUACUGCGCAUUUAGCCCUCCAGUCUGCCCUCAGUAUGCUGUUUUCCCUACUUCAAAUAGUAAUUACAGGCAUGCACCUAACAGAGUUUCCACAAGUCCUGACACAGAUCAAUGCAACACACCAGAAAACCUUUUUAGUAACGGAAUCAGUUCAAUCAUGGUGAAAAUAGCAGUCUGUCCUCUGUUUUACCUCUGCAUUUGCGUCAUUCUGAUUUGGUCAAGAGCAGAUGUAUAAAAAAAAAAGAGUGAAAUAGUGAACUAAUUUGAAAUGCCCAUCCCUAAUUCAACCCUGAGCUCCUAACGUCUGUACUGUACAGUUGCUCUCCUGUCCUGCCUAGAGUUCUGCGGGUCACACUGAGUUCAUGCUAUUUAGACGGCAGGCAGCCUAGCUGGCCAGUAACCAAAAGAUCUCUUGUUCAACUCCCCAAGCCGACUAAAUGAAUCAUCUCUGUGCUCUUGAGCAAGGCACUUAACCCUAAUUGCUCCUGUAAGUUGCUCUUCAUAAGAGCGUCUGCUAAACGACUGAGAAGUAAUAUUUUCUAGAAACAGAGGAGAGCAGCUGUAGGCAGGGACUUCUUGGCCCAGUCACUAGUGUGUUGUAGAAAAUGCAGCCACUAUGCUGUCGUCACCAGCCUCGGUGAAGUCACUGGAUCUGACACGGUCUUCACUAUGUCUCAUUCCUUCUCUCUCUCAUGUGAUGAGAUUGAGCUUUCUAGUGCAGUACCAUGCUAGCACUGUGUCAUCCGAGUCAACUUGGGGCACGUAGCAGUAAAGCUACAAGUACUGCCUGCCUCAAUGUACUAUUUUGAGGUUCAUUUUGCCCUUAUUUGAACUUGAAGGCAUUGCAAAUGUGACUUGCAAAAUCAUCAAUGCGUUAAUUAAUAUAUUUUCUCAGUUAGCUCUUUACUUUCUCUUCAGGUUCAGCUGUUCAGUGUUCCUAUACCGCGGUUGUCCCUAUACGCUGUGUAUUAACCCCGUCCCUCCUGUGUCCCUGCCUCUCUCUCCAGGUUCAGCUGUUCAGUGUUCCUAUACCGCGGUUGUCCCUAUACGCUGUGUAUUAACCCCGUCCCUCCUGUGUCCCUGCCUUCUCUCCAGGUCAGAUGGUGGUGUGCACCCUGUGCUCCUGCGUCAUGCAGACCAAGAGGAUCUGGCUGUUCUCUGCUCACCUGCUCCCCCUGGUGGCCCGUCUCUGUCUGGUCCCCCUGGAGACCAUUGUGUUCAUCAACCGCUUCGCCAUGAUCUUCACAGGCCUCGAGGUCAUCUAUUUCCUGGCCACCAACCUGCUGGUGCCAUACAACCUGGCCAAGACUGCCUACAGGGAGCUGGUGCAGGUAAAACUGUCUACUUGGCACAGAAUUAUUUUCAUGCGUUUGUUUCUCUAACUAGAAGAGAUUGUGAAUACAUUUAUUACCUGAUCGUCACUGUUCCCCCCCCACACACUCUGGAGACUGUAAAUCUACCCGUUUUCUGAGGAUCUAUGCUGUCUUGAGGUGUUUUUAUUUCUAGUAGCUAACCAUGUCUGUGAUAUCCUCUCUUCCCUGUCCUGCUGUGCCCAGGUGGUGGAGGUGUAUGGGCUGCUGGCUCUGGGGAUGUCCCUGUGGAACCAGCUGGUUCUGCCCGUCCUCUUCAUGUGCUUCUGGCUGGUGCUGUUUGCCCUGCAGAUCUACAGCUACUUCAGUAGCCGGGACAAGCCCACCUCCAGAGAGAGGCUGCUCUUCCUCUUCCUCACCAGGUGGGACAGGCACUACAAACACGUCCUCUUCCUCACCAGGUGGGACCAGCCAUACAAACACGUCCUCUUCCUCACCAGGUGGGACCAGCCAUACAAACACGUCCUCUUCCUCACCAGGUGGGACCAGCCAUACAAACACUUCCUCUUCCUCACCAGGUGGGACCAGCCAUACAAACACUUCCUCUUCCUCACCAGGUGGGACCAGCCAUACAAACACUUCCUCUUCCUCACCAGGUGGGACCAGCCAUACAAACACUUCCUCUUCCUCACCAGGUGGGACCAGCCAUACAAACACUUCCUCUUCCUCACCAGGUGGGACCAGCCAUACAAACACUUCCUCUUCCUCACCAGGUGGGACCAGCCAUACAAACACGUCCUCUUCCUCACCAGGUGGGACCAGCCAUACAAACACGUCCUCUUCCUCACCAGGUGGGACCAGCCAUACAAACACUUCCUCUUCCUCACCAGGUGGGACCAGCCAUACAAACACUUCCUCUUCCUCACCAGGUGGGACCAGCCAUACAAACACUUCCUCUUCCUCACCAGGUGGGACCAGCCAUACAAACACUUCCUCUUCCUCACCAGGUGGGACCAGCCAUACAAACACUUCCUCUUCCUCACCAGGUGGGACCAGCCAUACAAACACUUCCUCUUCCUCACCAGGUGGGACCAGCCAUACAAACACUUCCUUGGUAUUUGUGUUUCUCUCUUGGAAUGCUUAUCCCUUGUGGAAUGCGAGGAGUUUGAAACCCAAGUCGACCUGUUUUGCUGGAACUUUUUCACAACGUUAUUGAGUCUCGAGUUCUACAAUUUCACUCGUCUGUUUAUUUCAAUCAAAGAAAAUGGGAUGUGUGCCGUCUAUAAGUUUAGUGAGUUAAGGCCCCCUGUCUCCUUGUCCCCUCAGUAUUGCAGAGUGCUGCAGCACUCCCUACUCUCUGCUGGGCCUGGUCUUUACGGUUUCCUUCGUGGCGCUGGGUGUCCUCACCCUCUGCAAGUUCUACCUGCAGGGCUACCGGGCCUUCAUGAAUGACAACACCAUGCACCGGUCAGUCAGCACCUGCCUUCUCAUGUGAUGUGUAUUUAUGUCGGUUAUGUGUGUUAUGAGGACUACAGGUUUGAACACUGAGGAACCUUUUUUCCUUUCUGACUGAAAGCACCACAUUUUAAAGAGAAGACUGAACAUUCACCCUACUUCUCUACCUCCCUCCAUCUCAGGGGGAUGACAGAGGGCAUCACGAUACUGAUCCUGGCUGUACAGACGGGUCUGAUCGAGCUGCAGGUCAUCCACCGAGCCUUCCUCCUCAGUAUCAUCCUCUUCGUCGUGGUGGCCUCCAUUCUACAGUCCAUGCUGGAGAUAGCUGACCCCAUCGUACUGGCUCUGGGGGCCUCCCGGGACAAGUAAGUCAUUCAAGGCUGAUUUUGAAAUGUGACUUUAUUUUUGCACUACUUUUGACUAGGGCCCAUAGGGUCAUCCACACAGAGAGCGAGAGAAAUGUAUUUAACCUUUUAUUUAUACAGAGAAAUGGAGAGCAGAGUAACUUCAAAUGCCUCACUUCAAAUGUAAACCCAUUAAAAAUUCCCCAACUAUAUGGUUAAAUUCAACCCAACUUUAUUAAUCCCCUCCGAGGAGAUUCCCUACUAAUAGGUCUGUUGGUGUUUGCUCUGUUCAGGAGCCUGUGGAAGCACUUCCGGGCCGUGAGCCUGUGCCUGUUCCUGCUGGUGUUCCCAGCCUACAUGGCCUACAUGAUCUGCCAGUUCUUCCACAUGGACUUCUGGCUACUCAUCAUCAUCUCCUCCAGCAUCCUCACCUCACUGCAGGUACACACACCUGCGGCUCUGUUGCUGUGGACACACACACACACACACACACACACACCCCUCCGGCUCUGUUGCUGUGGACACACACACACACACACACACACACACACACCUCAUGCUCUGUUGCUGUGGGGACACACACACCUCAGGCUCUGUUGCUGUGGGGACACACACACCUCAGGCUCUGUUGCUGUGGGGACACACACCUCAGGCUCUGUUGCUGUGGGGACACACACACCUCAGGCUCUGUUGCUGUGGGGACACACACACCUCAGGCUCUGUUGCUGUGGGGACACACACACCUCAGGCUCUGUUGCUGUGGGGACACACACACCUCAUGCUCUGUUGCUGUGGGGACACACACACCUCAUGCUCUGUUGCUGUGGGGACACACACCUCAGGCUCUGUUGCUGUGGGGACACACACCUCAGGCUCUGUUGCUGUGGGGGGACACACACAUCAGGCUCUGUUGCUGUGGGGACACACACCUCAGGCUCUGUUGCUGUGGGGACACACACCUCAGGCUCUGUUGCUGUGGGGACACACACCUCAGGCUCUGUUGCUGUGGGGACACACACCUCAGGCUCUGUUGCUGUGGGGACACACACCUCAGGCUCUGUUGCUGUGGGGGGACACACCUCAGGCUCUGUUGCUGUGGGGGGACACACCUCAGGCUCUGUUGCUGUGGGGGGACACACACCUCAGGCUCUGUUGCUGUGGGGGGACACACACCUCAGGCUCUGUUGCUGUGGGGACACACACCUCAUGCUCUGUUGCUGUGGGGGGGGACACACCUCAGGCUCUGUUGCUGUGGGGACACACACCUCAGGCUCUGUUGCUGUGGGGACACACACCUCAGGCUCUGUUGCUGUGGGGACACACACACCUCAGGCUCUGUUGCUGUUCGGACACACACACCUCAGGCUCUGUUGCUGUGGACACACACCUCAGGCUCUGUUGCUGUGGACACACACACCUCAGGCUCUGUUGCUGUGGGGACACACACCUCAUGCUCUGUUGCUGUGGGGGGACACACUCCUCAGGCUCUGUUGCUGUGGGGGGACACACUCCUCAGGCUCUGUUGCUGUGGGGGGACACACACCUCCGGCUCUGUUGCUGUGGGGACACACACACCUCAGGCUCUGUUGCUGUGGGGACACACACACCUCAGGCUCUGUUGCUGUGGGGGGACACACACCUCCGGCUCUGUUGCUGUGGGGGGACACACACCUCCGGCUCUGUUGCUGUGGGGACACACACCUCAGGCUCUGUUGCUGUGGGGACACACACACCUCAGGCUCUGUUGCUGUGGACACACACACCUCAUGCUCUGUUGCUGUGGGGGGACACACUCCUCAUGCUCUGUUGCUGUGGGGACACACACCUCAGGCUCUGUUGCUGUGGGGACACACACCUCAGGCUCUGUUGCUGUGGGGACACACACACCUCAGGCUCUGUUGCUGUUCGGACACACACACCUCAGGCUCUGUUGCUGUUCGGACACACACACCUCAGGCUCUGUUGCUGUGGACACACACACCUCAGGCUCUGUUGCUGUGGACACACACACCUCAGGCUCUGUUGCUGUGGACACACACACCUCAGGCUCUGUUGCUGUGGACACACACACCUCAGGCUCUGUUGCUGUGGACACACACACCUCAGGCUCUGUUGCUGUGGACACACACACCUCAGGCGCUGUUGCUGUGGACACACACACCUCAGGCUCUGUUGCUGUGGACACACACACCUCAGGCUCUGUUGCUGUGGGGACACACACACCUCAGGCUCUGUUGCUGUGGGGACACACACACCUCAGGCUCUGUUGCUGUGGACACACACACCUCAGGCUCUGUUGCUGUGGACACACACACCUCAGGCUCUGUUGCUGUGGGGACACACACACCUCAGGCUCUGUUGCUGUGGGGACACACACACCUCAGGCUCUGUUGCUGUGGACACACACACCUCAGGCUCUGUUGCUGUGGACACACACACCUCAGGCUCUGUUGCUGUGGGGACACACACACCUCAGGCUCUGUUGCUGUGGGGACACACACACCUCAGGCUCUGUUGCUGUGGGGACACACACACCUCAGGCUCUGUUGCUGUGGGGACACACACACCUCAGGCUCUGUUGCUGUGGGGACACACACACCUCAUGCUCUGUUGCUGUGGGGACACACACACCUCAGGCUCUUGCUGUGGACACACGGUGAUGUGACGGGCACGGUAAGGACUGUAAGCUCCCAUAGAUGUGCCUGCUAUUCCCUGCUUACCUGUGAGUAUACGUUACCUCUGAAAUAUGGAAAGCCCUGUGGCCCUAUGGUGUUUUGGAUCUCCCUGAAAUUAAAUCAAUAGAAAGGUCCUUUGGGUAAAGGAUGUUUGGUAUACCUUUUUUUGAAGUCUGUAUCCAAAAUGAUUACUUCAGUAGCAGAGAGCCCACUCUGGAAAUGUCAUGUACUUGUAGAGUAUGUUUUAAACAGUAUGAACAAAAUCAAAAUGGUACUUAAAAAUAAGAAAUAAAUGCAGUAUUUGUAACUAUCCCAUAAAAUAAAUUGUAUUCAUAAUCUAAACUCCUGUUUCAGAUGACACUAAUACUGGCUUUGUUGCUUCUAUACAUUAAAACCAUUCAUGUCUUAAAACCUGUUGAACAUUUAAUGUUAACUGGAUGGCUGUGUAAAACGUAUCUACAUGAGAAAGCCAUGAACAUUACCUAGUAAUGCCUGAUACUAUUAGAAAGCUCAGAAGCUUCCGCCACAAAUUGACGGACAGUCUGAUCGGCAAAUGAGCGUUAAGGUGGGACUCCAGAGCCUCCAAUGGCUGUGGAUAUUUAACCCGAUACCCCAGAGUCAUUCGAGGCCAACUGAAUUGAAGCAGGGAAGCGGGGCUGUCAGACAGAACUAUCGCGGCGCGAUUUGGCCUAACAGAAGUUGAUUUAUAAGCAAAUUUUAACUAAUGUUUAAGAUUAGGCCUGGGUAAGGCCAAAAUGUCACAAGUUUCCCAACUUUAAUUAGUUACUUCUCAAUUAUUUUGGAUACAGAUUUCAAAGGUAUGCCAAACAUCCUUCCCCCAAAUGACCUUUCUAUGGAUUUCAUUUCAGGAAGAUCCAAAACAACAUAAAUAUGUUUGGAAUCGCCUUGGUGGUAGUUUUUAGAAGAUUCUGGUACAUCGACCUGAAGUGAACUGUAAUAGAAAGGAAUAGUGCAGAUCUUACUGAUUUUUAGUUUGUUCUAACUCUUAACCCUUAACCCUCCACCGCUUGCCCUAACGAAAUGCUCCUACACCCACCCUCACUGUCCCUGUCUCCUACACCCACCCUCACUGUCCCUGUCUCCUACACCCACCCUCACUGUCCCUGUCUCCUACACCCACCCUCACUGUCCCUGUCUCCUACACCCACCCUCACUGUCUCUGUCUCCUGUCCCUGUCUCCUAACCCUAACCCUCUCUGUCUCCUAACCCUCUCCUAACCCUAACCCUCUCUGUCUCCUAACCCUCUCUGUCUCUGUCUCCUAACCCUCUCUGUCUCUGUCUCCUAACCCUCUCUGUCUCCUAACCCUCUCUGUCUCCUAACCCUCUCUGUCUCCUAACCCUCUCUGUCUCCUAACCCUCUCUGUCUCCUAACCCUCUCUGUCUCCUAACCCUCUCUGUCUCCUAACCCUCUCUGUCUCCUAACCCUCUCUGUCUCUGUCUCCUACACCCUCUCUGUCUCCUACACCCUCUCUGUCUCCUACACCCUCUCUGUCUCCUAACCCUCUCUGUCUCUGUCUCCUAACCCUCUGUCUCCUAACCCUCUCUGUCUCUGUCUCCUAACCGUCUCUGUCUCCUAACCCUCUCUGUCUCCUAACCCUCUCUGUCUCCUAACCCUCUCUGUCUCCUAACCCUCUCUGUCUCUGUCUCCUAACCCUCUGUCUCCUAACCCUCUCUGUCUCCUAACCCUCUCUGUCUCUGUCCCUGUCUCCUACUCUGUCUCUGUCUCCAAGGUGCUGGGCACCCUGCUCAUCUACAUCAUCUUCAUGGUGGAGGAGGUCCGUAAGGAGCCCGUGGAGAACAUGGACGACGUCAUCUACUACGUGAACGGGACCUACCGGCUGCUGGAGUUCCUGGUGGCGCUGGUGGUGGUGGCCUACGGCGUGUCGGAGACGGUGUUCGGGGAGUGGACGGUGAUGGGCUCCACCAUCAUCUUCAUCCACUCCUACUACAACGUGUGGCUGCGCGCCCAGCUGGGCUGGCAGAGCUUCCUGCUGCGGCGAGACGCCGUCAACAAGAUCAAGAGCCUGCCCACCGCCUCUGACCUGCAGCUGGAGCAGUACAACGACAUCUGCGCCAUCUGCUACCAGGUUUGUGUGUGCGCGCACGUGCAUGGGGAAAAGUGUGCAUGCUUGCAGAGAAAAGUGAGUGAUUGAGGCCAACAUUAUUGGUCUGAUAAAUGUGUUUAAUAGCCCUCUUCUGGUUUAAAUGGGACAAUACAGCUAGAGGGGAUAUGAAAUAGGUUCUGCUUCAACAUAAAAAAAAUUAUAUUAUUAAUAGAGAAUGAAAGUUUAGUGUGAAUAAGGAUGUUAUUAUUAAUAGAGAAUGAAAGUUUAGUGUGAAUAAGGAUGUGGAACUUUGAUACUUCCACUCAUCAGAAAAGGGUCAAUGUUGAAUUUGGCGUUGUAGCAGACUUUUCUGUUCCAGUUGUUCAGUAGUUAACCAUUCAUUGUCUUUUCCCUUCCUGUAGGACAUGAAGUCUGCCGUCAUCACCCCCUGCAGCCACUUCUUCCAUGCUGGCUGUCUCAAGAAGUGGCUCUAUGUACAGGAGACCUGCCCCCUUUGUCACAAACCGCUGAAGAGCCAAUCACAGCCCGCCAAUGCCACUGCUGCACCCGCCCAGGACAUUCUGCCAGCCAAUCCCAACCCAGCAGAGGCUGGGCAAGGAGAGCCAGUGGCCGGUGCGGCUGAGGGGGACAAAACCGUUACUCAUAACGGUGUUCCUGUUGAAGGGAGCCAAGCCAGCCCCUCUUCCUCCCCUGCUAACCCUGACCUAGAGCUUGAGGGCCAGGCAGAGGAAAGGGCCCUGGGCCCCCAGCAGACUGACACAGUGGACAGUGCGUGUUUGGAGGGCCAGGUUGCUGGUCUGUCACAGGGCUCAGGGGAGUCAUGUCUCCGGCAUCGCCAGCGCCAGCAGUCUGCCUCCUCCCCUGCUGCAACAGCGUCCACAGUAUGUGCAGCUGAACUCCAGUCACAACUACAACAGUCUGCCAGCCCCUGCUGCCUCUGA
Coregonus sp. 'balchen' is the source of this 35040-nucleotide messenger RNA. The record is from the annotation of a GenBank genome assembly. NCBI's taxonomy places the organism in Eukaryota, Metazoa, Chordata, Actinopteri, Salmoniformes, Salmonidae.